Messenger RNA from Dictyostelium purpureum, 972 nucleotides. RefSeq lists its product as uncharacterized. Lineage: Eukaryota; Evosea; Eumycetozoa; Dictyosteliales; Dictyosteliaceae. The coding region runs from base 1 to 972 and encodes 323 amino acids. The record is from RefSeq and is a predicted model, not a curated record. Gene Ontology annotation, molecular function: lysozyme activity. Gene Ontology annotation, biological process: signal transduction; glucose homeostasis; cell wall macromolecule catabolic process. The transcript has 7 exons.
AUGAACAAAUUAUUAGGUUUAUUUCUUUUUUGUUUAAUUACAAUUGCUGUUAUUAAUGCCGACUGUGGUGUUGAUUUUGAUAGUGACACAUCAUCAUCAGUUUCCUCACAAGCUUUCUCAUGUUUAGCUCAAUCAAACUCAAGAGUUAUCAUUCAAGCUUGGAGUGGUGGUUAUGGUUAUAAUAGUGCUAUUGCCUCUGCAGUUUCAGGUGCUCAAUCAGCUGGUAUUCAAACUGUUGAUCUCUAUGCUUUCUUAUGUAACCAAUGCUCUGGUUGUGUCCCAGCUUCAUCUGCUAUUGAAACUUUAGUUAGCAACCUUAAAAGUGAUGGUGUUAACUUUGGCACUUUAUGGAUUGAUGUCGAACAAUGUGACAGUUGUUGGUCCGAUACUACCGAUAAUGCCAAUUAUGUUGUCGAAGCUGUUCAAGCUGCCGCUUCACUUGGUGUUAAUGUUGGUGUUUAUUCAAGUAUUGGUGAAUGGAGCCAAACUGUUGGUUCAUUAAGUAGUUUAAAUAGCUAUCCAUUAUGGUAUGCUCAUUAUGAUAACAAUCCAAGCUUUUCAGAUUCAUCAUUCUACCAAUUUGGUGGUUGGACUAGCCCAACUAUGAAACAAUAUGUUGGUAAUACCAACCAAUGUGGUGUUUCAGUUGACUUAAACUUCUUUGGCAGUGGUAGUGGUUGUACUACCUCAAGUGGAACUUCAUCUUCAGGUUCAGGUAGCUCAAGUGGUUCAGGUAGCUCAAGUGGUUCAGGUAGCUCAAGUGGUUCAGGUAGCUCAAGUGGUUCAGGUAGCUCAAGCGGUUCAGGUAGCUCAAGCGGUUCAGGCAGCUCAAGCGGUUCAGGUAGCUCAAGUGGAUCAGGUAGCUCAAGUGGAUCAGGUAGCUCAAGUGGAUCAGGUAGCUCAAGCGGAUCAGGUAGUUCAAGCGGUAGCUCAAGUGGUUCAGGUAGCGGUUCAGGUAAAUUUAAGCUAUAA